CACAACACUUGCAGUAUCCAGCAAACAAACCAAGCUAAACAAUCACCCACUUCUAUAGUUAGUUAAGGUAGCAACACUUAAUUAUUUGCAAUUAAUCUAAUUGCAUAUAUAGGAUGGCUUACACUAAUCUCUCCAAGAAACUAGCCGUAGCCUUGGUAGCACUGGCCGUCGCCUGUGCCCACGCACUCGCGGCGCGCGACCUUGUCGACGCGGCCGCCAUGGCGCAGCGGCACGAGCGGUGGAUGGCCAAGCACGGCCGCGCCUACGCCGACGACGCCGAGAAGGCGCGGCGGCUGGAGGUGUUCAGGGACAACGUGGCGUUCAUCGAGUCGGUGAACGCCGCCGCGAGCCAGCACAAGUUCUGGCUGGAGGAGAACCAGUUCGCCGACCUCACCAACGCCGAGUUCAGGGCCACGCGGACGGGGCUCAGGCCGUCGUCGUCGCGCGGCAACCGCGCCCCGACGUCGUUCCGGUACGCCAACGUCAGCACCGGCGAUCUCCCGGCGAGCGUCGACUGGCGCGGCAAGGGCGCCGUCAACCCCGUCAAGGACCAAGGCGAUUGCGGGUGUUGCUGGGCGUUCUCGGCGGUGGCGGCCAUGGAGGGAGCCGUGAAGCUGGCCACGGGGAAGCUGGUGUCGCUGUCGGAGCAGCAGCUGGUGUCGUGCGACGUCAAGGGCGAGGACCAGGGCUGCGAGGGCGGGCUCAUGGACGACGCGUUCGACUUCAUCAUCAAGAACGGCGGCCUCGCCGCGGAGUCCGACUACCCGUACACGGCGAGCGACGACAAGUGCGCCACCGCCGGCGCCGGCGCCGCCGCCGCGACCAUCAAGGGGUACGAGGACGUGCCGGCGAACGACGAGGCGGCGCUGCUCAAGGCCGUGGCGAACCAGCCGGUGUCGGUGGCCAUCGACGGCGGCGACCGGCACUUCCAGUUCUACAAGGGCGGCGUCCUCUCCGGCGCCGCCGGCUGCGCCACCGAGCUGGACCACGCGAUCACGGCGGUCGGGUACGGCGUGGCGAGCGACGGGACCAAGUACUGGCUGAUGAAGAACUCGUGGGGCACGUCGUGGGGGGAGGACGGCUACGUCAGGAUGGAGAGGGGCGUCGCCGACAAGGAGGGCGUCUGUGGCCUCGCCAUGAUGGCCUCCUACCCGACGGCGUGACAACCAUCACUCUGAAAUCUGAACGAGUGAAUGGCAUGCAGCUAGCAGGUUUUAAAUAAGCAGUAUGGUAUUAUGGAUGGUGCUCUGUUUCUGAAUUCGGAUAGUACAAAACAGAACUGGAAUGUAAUGACAACUUGUGCAAGAUCAAAAUUUCUUGUCUUCACAACUGGAAUCUAUCUAUUAUCUAUCUAUCUAUCUA
Molecule: messenger RNA, 1362 nt
Organism: Oryza sativa Japonica Group (Japanese rice)
Lineage: Eukaryota; Viridiplantae; Streptophyta; Magnoliopsida; Poales; Poaceae
Product: senescence-specific cysteine protease SAG39
Cellular component (GO): lysosome
Molecular function (GO): cysteine-type endopeptidase activity
Source: RefSeq, a predicted model, not a curated record